Lactuca virosa is the source of this 681-nucleotide messenger RNA. Lineage: Eukaryota; Viridiplantae; Streptophyta; Magnoliopsida; Asterales; Asteraceae. The record is from the annotation of a GenBank genome assembly.
AUGAUAAAUAAUCUCCGUCAAAGCCCCAAAAACGUCGGCAUCAGGUCCCUCACAAUCAAAGAAAGGGGAGAAGAAUUGGUUUCUCGAGUUGGGAAACAUGUAUACAGAAGAAAUGGCGUUAUCACUGAUCUAAAGUCACUUGGAACUGUUCAGUUGGGUUAUGGUAUCAAGAAGCUUGAUGGCAGAUACUAUCAGGGCCAAUUGAUGCAAAUGACAAUGAUGACCCCACCAAGCUUUAACAGUGAGCUCCAUUAUUUAAACAAAGAAGACCGUUUGUUACGUUGGCUUUUGGUCAAACAUCGUGACAUUAAAUUUGGUGGUGAGUUUUUUAAUGAAGAUGAUGGUAGAAGUGAUUUGAAAAUGAUGAGAAGCAGUAUUUAUGAUGUUGGUAGUGAAGAAGAAGAUGAUGAUGAUGAUGAUGAUGAUGUGGAAGAAUAUGAUGCAGCUUUCCAACAACAGAACAAUGAUGUUUGAGUGUGAUAAAUUUUAGCAGUUGAGAUUCUAAUCAUUUUGCAUGACGUGUUUUAAUUAAAGAAUACGUAUGGGUAAUAGUAGUAGUGGUGGUGGUUGUUUCUAUCUUGUUUAGUAUGUUUGUUUGUUGCGACUUGUGAGGCAUCAAUAAAACCAUCUCUUGGAAAACCGUUUUAGGGUUUGAUUUGAAGAAUAUUUUUGAAAAGAAUG